CGUUCUGCCGUUUUAGUAGCCGCCCUCUGAUGGGCGAACGUAUGUCCAGGUGUGUUCCAUGAUCAGCGGACUUGGGGAGCGCUAUGCAGCCCCAUGCCCCAUAUAAUGCCUCUCCACUGCCAGCCAUCCCUCGUGGCUCUCCCCCCCCCAGCGCCUUGUUAUAACCCUGGCUAGGCUUACUAUUGCUACUACUCUGCAGGACCCCCUUAUAUCGUCAUGGACUAUUACCUUGCUGUGCCUGAAUCUCUCGGUCUCAGGGCCUCUCCCUCUCAGUCUCCAUUAACUUCUGGUUUCGGCCCAUCUAUUGCCUCGACACCCCUUAUACCCAUGAGUUUAUCAGGUCAGCAAUUGCCUGCGCUCCCUCCAUCAGAUCGUAUCACUGCAUCGGAUUCAUCUGCGCCACCCCUUACAGCCCACGGUUCCUCAGCAUCCUAUCAACAGUCACAUUGGUCAUAUACUUCCGCUGAUAUUUCUUCGGACUUGUCUCAUCCUCCCUCUGGCCCCACCCCCACUUUCAAUCCAAUCGCUAUGGGUCUAUCGUCAUGCAACAAGCUCUCGCGCCCGCUCACCCCGAAGGAACAGGAGAACCUAGCUCAUCUCGACAGACUCAGAUACUUCCUCAGGACCGCACAUCGUUACACCGACCCGUCGAGAUCUAAUUACUCGGACGACCCCCUCGCUGCCAGCGUCUCCCCAUACGUAUCGUGUCCGGAUGCGAGGAUGACUCGUUUCCGCAUUUCACAGUCGGAGCACAUAACAUGCGUCUUGUGGUCUGGCAAGUAUUUUAUCACUGGCACCGACAUCGUGCGCUCCCUUGUGUUUCGGUUUGAAGCAUUCGGACGCCCCGUUCGGAAUAUCAAGAAAUUCGAAGAGGGCAUCUUCAGUGACCUACGAAACCUCAAACAUGGCACGGACGCCACAUUGGAAGAGCCGAAGUCACCGUUCUUGGACCUUCUCUACAAGUUUCAAUGUAUCCGUACACAAAAGAAACAAAAGGUCUUUUAUUGGUCUUCAGUACCCCAUGACCGGCUCUUUCUCGACGCUCUCGAACGCGACCUCUCCCGUGACUCCACAACAGAGGUGGUGGGCGAGCCUGCGCUUUCAUUUAAGUGGGAUCGUAAUCAAAGGUUGUACGAACAGUUCGGCAGCAAAGUACAACAAAAAGGAUUUGGCAGCAAUAAUGUGGCGUCGGAAGUCCCAACCGCCACAGCCAAUGAACCUUCAGCCGCACUAUCUGGGAUAGAUGAAGCUCUCACAGGGGACCUGACCCAUAUCGACGGAAUGGGGCUAAGUCGCCUUCCUUCUCCUAUGCACGGGGCGAGCAUUCCUCUCAUGCCUAUCACAUUAUUUGAUGGCUCCCCGAGUUACAAGCAGCGUCGCAAGAAGCCUUCCCACAGGAUCUCUCCAGGAUUAUCUCAUACGAUCAAUCACAACGUGGGUGAAUGCGAGUACUCUUUCAGCGACACCACUCGCGACGUCGGCUAUGGGACCGGAGACCGCGGCAUGUCAGCGGCCGACGUGUUUUCCUCCCAGGCUCGGAGGAUUGGCACUCCAAGCAGUGCAGAAGCGGUGCGAACUAUGAGAGGGGAUUCCGCGAUUGGGAGCAGUUCAUCUAGGGCCAUCGCUCCUGCAUUAUCACUGUCCGCAGACACCGGACAACUCUCUCGAUUUAGUCAGCUCACUGCCAAAGACAACCCCCAGAGGGUGCCGCACCUGUCUCGUUCCCUGACAGAUCCGACCCCUCCGCUGUUUGGAUUCGAUAAUGAGACCCCCACGACGACAACGACGUCUAAGGUCUUUGUCUGCCCUUCAUUCUCGUGCGGCCGACUCUUCAAACGAGCCGAACAUCUGAGGCGACAUUUGCGCACACAUACCAUGGAACGGCCUUACGAAUGUGACAGGUGUAAGAAACGCUUCUCGAGAUCUGAUAACCUCCACCAGCACCUCCGCAUUCAUGCACGUGCGGAUGGCCAAGACAUGGGGUCUGGUGACGUCUGUGCGUUGAAUGGCGAUGCUGACGAGGAGAUGGAAGAUGGAGAUCUCGAACGGUUAGCCCAUGCGUUCCCAGCGCCGUAUCCAGUCGACGCGGAUGGACUUCCGGACUUGACCAUGUACGAAGUGGAGGUGCCUGGACACGUGCAAGAAGUGCAGGGUGACGAGGAAGGGUUGCUCGUAGCCUCGGAUGUCACUCCGGGGUUCCAGGCAAACCUUGCGCAGUCCGGAAGGCUCUACAACGCUGAGGACACGCGUGGUCUCAUCGACAUGCAGCCGGAUGCUGGACUUGGCCACUUCGAUUCCUUCUCUCCCUUCGAUACCACUACUACUACCUGGACUAGCGUCUCCGGCUCACCUCUUACCGGCGACCCCACAUCGCUGAAUGGUGAAUCAGUCAAGGCAUCCUAUUCUACACCCUCGCAAAGGCUAGAAUUCGGGUCGCACAGGUCGGGUACUAGCUCGUCCGCAAUUGGGCCGAUCAGACGCCACAGAAGCAUGACGCCAUCCCUAAUGAAGAGUCAAACGACAACACCUGUUCGUAGCUACCAUCCGUACGCCGCAUCCGCAAGCUCAUGGUCUAGCCAGUCUAGUCCGUCAAGCUUGGGAACACAUUCGCUGGAUCUAUCCUCCAUUUCGGCAGUGACACUGAGCGGCGAUGGUGGUUCGUACAACACGCAGCCACGAUCCUUUUCCAGCUCGUCACUGAGUCAAGCUAUGGAGCCCACUUCGAAUUGUUUGGAUACCGGUUCUGGGCUGGGGAAUAUUUACCCCGAUUUAUCCUUCUACGCCGGUGCGGAGGACGGUCUGGAUGUGAACCAACCUUAUUCCGCGCAUCCGUUUGACGGGGGUUUCUUGAUUUCGAACGCAUAAGGGCAUAAGGGUUCUUCUGACGCCGAACUUCACGUACAUUAUCACACGACGAGCUAAUUCCUGCGGACCAGCUCGCUCAACGAUGGAUAUCG
Pisolithus orientalis is the source of this 2957-nucleotide messenger RNA. Its product is annotated as STE like transcription factor-domain-containing protein. The coding region runs from base 217 to 2865 and encodes 882 amino acids. The record is from RefSeq and is a predicted model, not a curated record. Lineage: Eukaryota; Fungi; Basidiomycota; Agaricomycetes; Boletales; Pisolithaceae. Gene Ontology annotation, cellular component: nucleus; Tec1p-Ste12p-Dig1p complex; Ste12p-Dig1p-Dig2p complex. Gene Ontology annotation, molecular function: DNA-binding transcription factor activity. Gene Ontology annotation, biological process: sexual reproduction; regulation of DNA-templated transcription. The transcript is spliced from 4 exons.